AUUGGCGCUGCGAUUCAGCAAAUGCAGCACAUUGUCGUAAUGGACAAGGGAGAUGCUGGCAUCUGGACGGCACUUGGCGACGCGUACAAAAGGCGAGGCAAUUAUCAGAGUGCUAUCAAAGCGUAUCAGGAAGCCAUGCAGCUUAAUCCCAAUGAUGAUGUUGCUCGAAUUCAGGCACUGUUUUGGCUUUAG
This is a messenger RNA of Gongylonema pulchrum, 192 nucleotides long. The record is from the annotation of a GenBank genome assembly. Lineage: Eukaryota; Metazoa; Nematoda; Chromadorea; Rhabditida; Gongylonematidae.